This is a messenger RNA of Scleropages formosus (Asian bonytongue), 2739 nucleotides long. RefSeq names its product cytochrome P450, family 4, subfamily T, polypeptide 8 (gene cyp4t8). Lineage: Eukaryota; Metazoa; Chordata; Actinopteri; Osteoglossiformes; Osteoglossidae. The transcript is spliced from 12 exons. Gene Ontology annotation, molecular function: iron ion binding; monooxygenase activity; heme binding. The record is from RefSeq and is a predicted model, not a curated record. The coding region runs from base 1 to 1542 and encodes 513 amino acids.
AUGGAUCUGCUGGAGCGCCUGAGGAGCGACUCGCUCUCUCUGCCGCCCCUCGCGUUCUGCCUCUCGCUCUGCGCGCUCCUUGUUGCGGCGCUCAAAGUGACGAAGCUCGUGGCGGCACAAAGGAAGACCGUCCGCCUGCUGCGCUCUUUCCCCGGGCCGCCCGCUCACUGGCUGUUGGGACACAUUGCCGAGUUCUCUCAAGAUGGGACCGAAAUCGACCGAGUCUACGAGUGGGCGCAGAAGUUUCCCUUCGUCUUCCCCUUGUGGUUCGGACCGUUUGUUGCCGUCUUGCUUAUGCACCACCCCGAUUACAUAAAGACCAUCACGACAUCGACAGAGCCCAAAGACGACUUUGUGUACAAGUUUCUCAUUCCCUGGAUAGGUAAGGACGGUUUGCUCGUGUCUCGGGGUCAGAAAUGGUUCCGACACAGACGGCUGCUCACUCCUGGCUUCCAUUACGACAUCCUGAAGAACUACGUGCCGCUGAUGGCGGACUCCACAAACAUCAUGCUGGAUAAGUGGGAAACUUAUGCCAACCAAGAAGACUCAUUUGAGCUUUUUGAACACGUGAGCUUGAUGGCGCUGGAUACUAUUAUGAAAUGUGCAUUUAGCUGCGAAAGCCACUGUCAGACCGAAGGAGGCACCAAUUCCUAUAUUCAGGCCGUGUACGAGCUCAGCGACAUUAUAAACACAAGGUCCUUGGUAUUUCCUUACCAUAGUGAUGUACUCUUCCAUCUCAGUCCACAUGGGUACAGGUUUCGGAAGGCAUGCAAGAUUGCUCAUCAGCACACAGAUGAGGUCAUUAAGCAAAGGAAAAAGGCUCUAAAGGAAGAAUUGGGCACAGGGCAGAAGAGAUACUUGGACUUCCUUGAUAUCUUAUUGUGUGCAAAAGACGACGAGCAGCAGGGCCUGUCCGACAAAGACAUCAGGGCAGAGGUGGACACCUUUAUGUUUGAGGGCCAUGACACAACGGCCACUGGGAUCUCCUGGAUCUUGUACAGCCUGGCCUGCCACCCCAAGCACCAGCAGAUGUGUCGAGAGGAGGUGACGGAGGUGCUCAGGGGCAAGGACACGAUGGAGUGGGAGGAUCUAAGCAAAAUUCCUUACACAACCAUGUGUAUAAAGGAGUCUCUUCGUUUGUAUCCCCCGGUCCCCAGCAUGGCGCGAAAACUGACCAAGGCAGUGACGUUCGCUGACGGGAGGACGCUGCCCGAAGGAUCUAUGAUUGGAACCAGUAUUUACAGCCUUCACAGAAACCCUGCAAUUUGGGAAAACCCUGAGGAGUUCGAACCCCUGAGGUUUCUUCCAGAAAACUGCGCUAAGAGGUCCCCCCAUGCUUUUUUGCCUUUCUCUGCUGGGCCAAGGAACUGCAUCGGGCAGAACUUUGCCAUGAAUGAGAUGAAGGUGGCUGUGGCGCUCACCCUUAGGCGGUACCAACUGGAGAAGGACCCAAAGAAGAUCCCGAAAAAAAUACCGAGGCUGGUGCUGCGCUCCCUCAAUGGAAUUCACCUGAAAAUAAGGCGGGUGCAGCCAGAGCCCUGAACCCCAGCGAAAGAGCCCACGCAACACUGGAGUCAUUUGGAGGAAAGUGCAAUCUGAAGGGUUUCAAUAUUUCUCAUGUGGCCACCUUGUAACAUGUAACUGGACAUAAGGCAAAACCUGUGCAUCACCACUGUCUAUUUCCAUGUCAGGACAUUUUAGAAAAGAAUCCUUGAAGUGCAACCUAGAGGGAGACCUUUCAAUGACAUCAUAAAUAAAGGUGAAAGCAGGCAAAUGCAACGAGGUGCGCUGUGCUAGGCUGCAAUAAAUGUUUUACUCAGGGCUAAAGGUCUGAAGUAUGAUGAAACACCCAGUUUAAUGUUACAGAGAGCAAACAUAAGAAAAAUAGUGAACUUUAAUACAGAUUUUAAGACAAUAAUGAUUCACUUAUUUUUAAUGGGAAGCUAGUUUCCCUUACGAUUCAUCUUAAAAUUAACACACUAACUGGAUUAACUCGAUUGUAAAAAUUGCCGCUUCACUUCAUUCAAUCGGCCAUAUACAUUAAUGAAGUCUCGGUUCUGUGUCAUUUCAUUUAUGCAAUCUCAGAUGAAAACUCUUUCACCGAAAAACAAAAAUUGUUUUUUCAAUGCUGUUCAUGUGCUGAGCCUACAGAGGAGACUAAUGUGAAAUCAGAGUAAUACAGUAAAACACAUGUUGAAAUGUGCAUCACGUGGUUCUGUUCACUACUGCUACUUAUAUCUUUUCAAUUAUUUUGCAACGUAAACCACACGCUGGCACUUAAAACAUACAAUUCUGAUGAUAAAACAUUUGUCGUACUAUUUAUUCAACCCCUGUCGGUCUCUGGAAUCCCCACAAGUCCUUUCAGCUCUUCCUCCUCCCACAAUUUGCUGUGUCCAGUACUGGUACCUGCUUGGGUUUGGAACCCCUCUCAGAUGGUGUAGGUGCUCCAAAUGACAGAUGCAAGUCAGCAGGCACUUGCUGGGCCUUGUGCGGCUCCAUCCAGACACGUUCCAGAAAGGUGCCACAUGCUUUAAAACUGAGGAGCAACACAUUGCAAUUUUUGUAUGCUUUCAGCUGCUCCAAAUACUCCAGAAAUUGGACAAGGAAAUAAUGAGAAAUUAUAGGAUUAUAAUAUAAUACAUAUUAUAUAUGAGGGGGGCGUGGAGACGCAGGAGGUUUGGCCGGGUCCUGCUCUCUGGUGCGUCUGGGGUUCGAGUCCUGCUUGGGGUGCCUUGAGAU